Copidosoma floridanum is the source of this 1061-nucleotide messenger RNA. RefSeq names its product peptidyl-prolyl cis-trans isomerase E. Gene Ontology annotation, biological process: protein folding; protein peptidyl-prolyl isomerization. Gene Ontology annotation, molecular function: cyclosporin A binding; peptidyl-prolyl cis-trans isomerase activity; RNA binding. Gene Ontology annotation, cellular component: mitochondrion; cytoplasm. Lineage: Eukaryota; Metazoa; Arthropoda; Insecta; Hymenoptera; Encyrtidae. The record is from RefSeq and is a predicted model, not a curated record.
GACCUGUACUACGUCGACCCUUAACUAAACUAACUAACUCUAACUCUAUGCAAAAAGCAAAAAUGCAAUUUCACAGUGAAAGUUCAUACAAAGUGGAAUAGUAAACCUUUUGAAGUUUAAUCAAGUUUUUUUGUUUUGCUGCACAAAAAAAUGAGUGCAAAUACCAAAAGGACAAUUUACGUUGGAGGCCUAGCAGAAGAAGUAGACGAAAAGAUUUUAAAUGCAGCUUUCAUUCCAUUUGGUGAAAUAGUAGAUGUUCAAAUACCAUUGGAUUAUGAAUCUGAAAAACACAGAGGAUUUGCAUUUAUUGAAUUUGAAUCGGCGGAAGAUGCUGCAGCAGCAAUAGAUAAUAUGAAUGAUUCAGAAUUAUUUGGACGCACGAUUAGAGUGAAUAUUGCUAAGCCACAGAAAAUUAAAGAAGGUUCUUCCAAGCCUGUUUGGGCUGAUGAUGUUUGGCUGCAAGAACAUGCUGGUGAAACGUUAAACAUCGGAGACGAGGCAGCUGACAAAACAGACAACAAUAAAGAUGGAAGCACGAAAGGAAAACAAAAUCCACAGGUUUACUUUGAUAUAAAUGUUGGCAAGCAAGAACUAGGAAGAAUCAUUAUGAUGCUGAGAGCAGAUAUUGUUCCAAAAACCGCAGAGAAUUUUCGCUGUUUGUGCACUCAUGAAAAAGGUUACGGAUAUCAGGGCAGUACAUUCCACAGAAUUAUUCCAGAAUUCAUGUGUCAAGGUGGAGAUUUCACUAAUCACAAUGGUACAGGAGGCAAAUCAAUAUAUGGUCGUAAAUUUGAGGAUGAAAAUUUUGAACUUAAACAUGUAGGGCCAGGAACACUGUCAAUGGCCAAUUCUGGAGCAAAUACCAAUGGAUCACAAUUCUUUUUAUGCACAGCGCGCACAGAGUGGUUAGACGGAAAGCACGUUGUAUUUGGACAUGUUUUGAGUGGUUUGGAUGUGUUGAAAAAAAUGGAAAAGUAUGGUACCAAAGGUGGAACCCCCUCGCAAAAAGUUGUGAUAGCUUCUUGUGGAGAACUUACUUAACACUAGUUCUCGGUGGUUUU